GGGAGGGAGGGGAGGGAGAGGGAGAGAGCAGUUUCGCCUCUGCACUCCUCGCUGUGGGCGCGCAGGAGCGAGGCGCGCUGCUUCCAAGGAGAACUCCGAGUCCCCUUUCUCAGAUCCCCAUUGCUCUCCUCUGGGUCCCCUUUCCCUCCCGGGUUCCCUUCCCCCUCCUCCAGAUCCAAUGUCCCCCUAUUCCGAGUCCCUUAAACAUAGAGGGUCCCGGUUCCCCUGUCCCGGGCCCAAUUUCCCCUCCUCUUCACCUCCCCCGCCCGCCCUUCUCCCGAGAUCCCUGAACCCCUCACCCCCGGGCCCCCCUCGCCAUGGCUAACGGGGAGAGCGAGGUCCCCCCUCUACCCCCUCGAUACCGAUUCAGGGACCUCCUGCUCGGCGACCAGGUGUGGCCUGCGGACGACAGGGUGGAACUGGAGCUGCUCGCGAGUGAGAACUCAUUCAAGGAGCGACUGAAACUCUUCUUCAUCAAGAACCAGCGCUCCAGUCUGCGCGUGCGCCUCGUGUCCUUCUCGCUGCGCCUCGUCACGUGCCUCCUCUACAUCGUGCGCGUGCUGCUGGACGAGCCCCGGGGGGGCGUCAAGUGCCGGAACUGCGCCGAGCAGAACUCAUCCGCCUCGCAGAGCCUGGGGAACAUCGACUGGUAUCCAAUCAUCUGGGUCAACCGAGGACAUUCCCUGUGGGCACUACAGGUGUCGGUGGCUGUCGUGAGCUUCAUGGAGGCCAUGCUGCUCAUGUACCUGAGCUACAAGGGGAACGUCUGGGAGCAGAUCUUCCGAGUGACCUUCAUCCUGGAGAUGACCACCUCGGUGCCCUUCAUUAUCACCAUAUUUUGGCCGCCUCUCCGGAAUCUGUUCGUGCCAGUCUUUCUCAACUGCUGGCUGGCGAAGCACGCGCUCGAGAGCAUGAUCAACGACCUGCACCGCGCCAUCCAGCGCACGCAGUCGGCCAUGUUCACCCAGGUGCUCAUCCUCUUCUGCACGUUGCUUUGCCUCGUGUUCACCAGCAUGUGUGGGAUCCAGCACCUGGAGCGCGCGGGCGGUCAGCUGACCCUGUUCGACUCGCUCUACUUCUGUGUGGUCACCUUCUCCACCGUGGGCUACGGGGACGUCACGCCCCAGGUGUGGCUUUCCCAGCUGCUCGUCGUCGUCAUGAUCUGCGUGGCGCUCGUCGCGCUGCCCAUACAGUUCGAGCAGCUGGCGUACCUGUGGGUGGAGCGCCAGAAGUGCGGAGGCCACUACAGCCGGCACCGCGCGCGCACCGAGCAGCACGUGGUGCUGUGCGUCUCCUGCGUCUCCAGCGACGUCCUCAUGGACUUCCUCAGCGAGUUCUACGCCCACCCGCGCCUGCAGGGCUGCUAUGUGGUAGUGCUGUGCCCCGCGGAUAUGGACGCCCAGGUUCGCCGCCUGCUGCAGGUGCCGCUAUGGGCGCAGCGCGUGAUCUACCUGCAGGGAUCGGCGCUCAAGGACACCGACCUCCUGCGCGCCAAGAUGGACGAUGCCGAGGCGUGCUUCAUCCUCAGCAGUCGCAACGAAGCGGACCGCAUGGCCGCGGACCACCAGACGAUUCUGCGCGCCUGGGCCGUCAAGGAUUUUGCCCCGAACUGUCCUCUCUACGUGCAGAUCCUCAAACCAGAGAACAAGUUCCACGUCAAGUUCGCAAACCACGUGCUGUGCGAGGAGGAGUUCAAGUUCGCGAUGCUGGCACUCAACUGCGUGUGCCCGGCCACCUCCACGCUCAUCACCCUGCUGGUGCACACCUCGCGCGCCCAGGAAAAGCCCCGGCAGCAGCAGCCGCCACCGUCCGCAUGGAAGCGGGCACGCCAACAGCAGCAGCAGGAGGAGGAGGAGCCGCCCGUGCGCCACUGGCCCUGGGUGUACGGGCGCGGCGCGGCGCGCGAGGUGCUGCACGCGCGCCUCGCCGACAGCGCGGCGCUGGCGCGGCUCGCGGGGCGCAGCUUCACGAUGGCCUGCUGGCAGGCGCACUCGAGAUCCGGCGUGUGUCUGAUCGGCGUUCGUCGCGAGGGCAGCCGCAGCAUCCUCCUCAACCCGGGCCCCCACUUCCUGCUGGCGGCCAGCGACACCUGCUUCUACAUCCACGGCAGCGGCAGCAGCAGCAGCAGCAGCCGCGAGCCGGUGGCGCUGUCGCCCGCUCGGCAGCAGCCGCAGGGCUCCCCGCCCGGCGCUGCGCUCUCCACGGACUCGAGCAGCGUCUUUGAGCCGGAGCCGGAGCCGGGACGCCUGCCGGUGCACAACUUCAUCAGCAGCAUGGGCACGGGUGACGCACGGGGCACGGGCCACGCACAGGGCACGGGUGGCGGCCAGGCCACGCUGGGCACGCACGUGCCGUCCACGUCGUUGAGGACGCGCGCCAGUCUGGCGGUCUCCGAUCCGCAGCCUGCUGCUGCUGCUGCUGCUGCGAUCGGAACUACAAACCAAGCCCGGGGGGCGCGUGCCAGAAGGAGCUACCACGCGUCUGUAACUUCUCCACAAUAUAGCAGCCGGCAAUUAGAAAGGGACUUCAGUGUUCUACCACAUGAUGCUGCUGUUACUGAUAACGGUGCUGCUACUGCUGUUGAUUUUGAUGUUGGUGCUGUUGAUGAUGCUGCUGGUGCUGCUGCUGCUAAUGAUAAUGGUGCUAAUGAUGCCAAUGGCGCAGACUCCGUGGCGAUGGAGCUCCACACGCGGGACGCGAGGCCGAGUCGCUCCCGCUCGCUGCCGCUGCCUGGCGAGGCGGAGCACGGAGAGGGCAGCACGGGGCAGCGGGGGGCAGGGCUGCCCCCACUGCUGUUGCCCCGCGACCUGCUUGCCUCCCGGGCCGAGUGGGACGAGGACGAGCCCGUGGGGAUCCCCGCGUGCGUGACCGGUUACCCGCCCACGUCUCCCUACAUCGGCUGCUCCCCAACGCUCUGCCACCUCCUGCGCCGGAGAUCCCCGCUCUGCUGCCUACGACUCGACGUGGGCUGCGUGCACAAGAGCUGUCGGGACGCCCAGAGCUACCGCUUCAGGAACCGCGUGAUCCUGGCGUCGGUGGAGACGGCGGGGCCCGGCCUCUACAACUUCGUGGUGCCGCUGCGCGCGAGCUGCCGGCCACGCGCGGGCCUCCACCCCAUUGUCAUCCUCCUGGACAACCCGCCGGACCCCUCGUUCCUCGAGGCCGUAAGCUGCUUCCCCAUGGUCUACUACACUCUGGGCUCCAUCGACAACUUGGACUCGCUGCUACAGAGCGGGGUGACGCACGCCGAGACCGUGGUGGUGGUGGACAAGGAGAGCUCCAUGCUGGCCGAGGAGGACUACAUGGCGGACGCCAAGACCAUCGUCAGCGUGCAGACGAUGUUCCGACUGUUCCCCGGGCUGUCCAUCAUCACGGAGCUCACGCACCCCGCCAACAUGCGCUUCAUGCAGUUCCGCGCGCAGGACUGCUACUCGCUCGCGCUCUCGCAGCUCGAGAAGGAAGAGCGAGAACGCGGCUCCAACCUGGCCUUCAUGUUCCGCCUGCCCUUCGCAGCGGGCCGCGUGUUCAGCGUCAGCAUGCUCGACACGCUGCUCUACCAGGUGAGGACCACGCAGUCGUUCGUCAAGGACUACAUGAUCCCCAUCGUGCGACUUCUCCUGGGUCUGGACACGACGCCCGGAUCGGGGUUCCUGUGCGCAAUGCACGUGACAGAGCGGGAGCUGCGGUGGUUCGGGACGUACGGACGCCUCCACCGGUGCCUCUGCUCUUCCGGCGGCGACGUCCCCAUCGGCAUCUACCGGACGGAGACGCACGGGGCCGCCCCGAGUGACUCCCAGGAGUUGACUUCUCAGUCCCAGGUCUCCAUCAGCGUCGAGGACUGCGAGGAGGCGGCACCGCCGCUCCACCGCGACUCGACGGGCAGCGAGCCGGCCGAGCCGCCGCUGCCGCGCCGCAAGAGCAUGCAGUGGGCCCGGCGUCUGAGCCGCAAUCGCGGCAGCGGCGGCGGCGGCGCUCGGCACGCGGGCCGCGCCGCGGAGGGCACCCACCGGCGGCGCCUGUCGCUGUUCCGCCGCUCGGAGCGCCAGGAGCUGGCGGAGCUCGUCAAGGGGCGGCUCCGUCACCUGGGGCUGUCGGCCGAAGGAUUCGAUGAACUGAGUGACCACCAGAACACGUUCUCCUACGUCAUCAUCAACCCAGGCCCCGACACCCCGCUAGCGUUGCACGACAUCGUGUACCUGAUCCGCCCGGAUCCCCUGGCCAGCACCUUCUGCACCACCCAGACACCCUGCACCUCACCACCGCCCUGCACCUCACCACCGCCCUGCACCUCACCACCGCCCUGCACCUCACCACCGCCCUUCACCUCACCACCGCCCUGCACCGCACCAGCGCCCUGCACCUCACCACCGCCCUUCACCUCACCACCGCCCUGCACCUCACCAGCACUCUGGGCCUCACUGUUACCCUGCACCACCCAGACUCCCUGCGCCUUGCCACCACCCCGCACCACCCACAUGCCCUGCACACCCAAGACGCCCUGCACCACCCAGGCACCCAGCGCCGCCCAACCUCCGAGCAGGAGCAGCGAGUCCGAGCUGCCGGAGCCGCACGACGAGACGCGUCUCUGACCGCGCGUCGUGACCGCCCCUCGCCACCCAGCGGGGAACUCCUCCCGCAAGGGCGGAGCCGCGUCCCUCGGGUUUCAUAAAAUCUCUCGAGGGUGCAGGCAGUGCAACUGCCCCGUGGUCCACGGGUCGAAGGGGCCCAAGCCACCACACGAGGAGGGGACAUUGGAGAGAGGGGGGGCAUUUAAUUUAUUGCACCAGGGCCCCCCACGCCGUGGUCGCGAAGCCACCCUCCUCUCCCGCGUGCUGCCCCCCCCCAUCCACUGCCCCCCCUCCCCCGCGUGCUGCCCCCCCCCAUCCAC
This is a messenger RNA of Petromyzon marinus (sea lamprey), 4888 nucleotides long. The record is from RefSeq and is a predicted model, not a curated record. Lineage: Eukaryota; Metazoa; Chordata; Hyperoartia; Petromyzontiformes; Petromyzontidae.